AUGGAAUACUAUUUAGAUAAUAAAAGAAAACGAACUUCCGGAGAAUACGAUUCUCCCCAAGUUAUCACGGAACAAACAAAUUUGAAGUCGAGGGAGAUGGAUACUUAUUUUCAAGAGAAAGUAAUUAUUCCGGAAUCUGAAGAUUACAGGUUCAACUUCCGAAAACUAUGGGCCUUCACCGGACCCGGUUUCCUGAUGAGCAUAGCCUACCUGGAUCCGGGCAACAUCGAGUCGGAUCUGCAAUCCGGGGCGGCGGCCAGCUUCAAGCUGCUGUGGGUCUUGAUGUGGGCGACUCUUCUCGGCCUCCUGAUGCAGAGAUUGGCGGCUCGCUUGGGUGUGGUGACCGGACUGCACUUGGCCGAAGUGUGCCAGAGGAGGUUUCCACCCAUUCCGCGAUACUUGCUGUGGAUCAUGGUCGAAAUCGCCAUCGUGGGUUCUGACAUGCAGGAAGUCAUUGGCACUGCUAUAGCGUUUUAUCUCCUUUCCAAUACUAGAAUACCCCUUUAUGCGGGAGUUCUUAUAACGAUUGCUGACACAUUUACCUUUCUUCUUCUGGAUAAAUAUGGUUUGCGGAAAUUAGAGGCAUUUUUUGGAUUUCUUAUUUCUGUUAUGGCAAUUACUUUUGGAUAUGAGUAUUUCACUGCCAUGCCAGAUCAAGGUCAAGUGGUUAAAGGUUUGUUUGUUCCUUGGUGUUCUAACUGUGAUAGUAGAGCUCUUUUGCAAGCUGUUGGCAUUGUUGGUGCUGUGAUUAUGCCUCAUAACUUAUAUCUUCAUUCUGCACUUGUUAAGUCAAGAGAUGUAGAUAGAAAAUCUAAAGAGAAAGUGAAAGAAGCAAACAUGUACUUUUUCAUCGAAUCAGCAGUGGCAUUAUUUGUCUCAUUAAUCAUCAACAUUUUCGUUGUCGCUGUGUUCGCUGAAGGACUCUUUGGUCAUACAAAUAAAGAUAUACAUGACUUAUGUGUCAAGGAGAACAGCACUCAUGCAGGUGUGUUUCCUGCUGACAAUGAAACAGUUGAUGUAGAUAUUUACAAAGCAGGUGUGUUUUUGGGUUGCCAAUAUGGUAGUGCACCCCUAUACAUCUGGGCAAUAGGAAUACUUGCUGCUGGACAGAGCUCAACCAUGACGGGAACUUAUUCCGGCCAGUUUGUUAUGGAGGGUUUUUUGAAUCUCAAAUGGUCUCGCUGGAAGAGAGUCCUUCUGACCCGAACCAUCGCCAUUUUCCCCACCCUCUUCAUAGCCGUCUACAAAGACAUCGAUGAUCUGAGUGGAAUGAAUGACCUUCUGAAUGCCCUCAUGUCACUGCAGCUGCCAUUUGCACUUUUACCCACCUUAAUUUUCACAUCAUCAAAAAGUCUCAUGGGAGAUUUCCAAAAUGGAAUAGCUAGUAAAGUGAUCAGUGUUUUACUUGCGAUGGUUGUGAUUGGCAUAAAUCUGUACUUUGUGGACCAGUUUGCCCAAGAAAAAUUGCCAGAUCAUUGGGCAGUAUAUUUUGGUUUAGUUAUUCUAAUGGCGUUUUAUCUCUGCUUUGUUUUAUAUUUGGCACUUUGUUUGAUUUAUGUCUUGGGUGGUAGAAGAGUUGCUCACAUUCCU
Molecule: messenger RNA, 1590 nt
Organism: Uloborus diversus
Lineage: Eukaryota; Metazoa; Arthropoda; Arachnida; Araneae; Uloboridae
Product: natural resistance-associated macrophage protein 2-like
Biological process (GO): manganese ion homeostasis; metal ion transport; response to manganese ion
Cellular component (GO): apical plasma membrane
Molecular function (GO): manganese ion transmembrane transporter activity; cadmium ion transmembrane transporter activity; iron ion transmembrane transporter activity
Source: RefSeq, a predicted model, not a curated record